Pelobates cultripes (western spadefoot toad) is the source of this 480-nucleotide messenger RNA. The record is from the annotation of a GenBank genome assembly. Lineage: Eukaryota; Metazoa; Chordata; Amphibia; Anura; Pelobatidae.
AUGGAGGCCGGAGAUGAGACCGAAGCUCCCCGGCAACAAAGCCUGACUCAUGUGGCCCAGAACACGACGGAUGGGAGAGGCCGUCGAUCUCCCAGACCGGAGCUGUUCGACAGCCCUAACCACUCUGCAAGCGCCCCUCAAGACUUCUCCCCCCACCCCAGGAACGGCGGGGUUGAUCCCGGUCCACCUCAGGGAGGCCCACCAGACAUACUGGGCACAGGGGGUGAAGCCACAGAGUCUGUGGGGACGUCCAGUGAACCACCAAGCAUGGCUGACGCCAUGUGGCACCCAAACUCAGCAGAAAAGCAAACCAACCUCAUGACCAGACUCAACAGAAUCUUCAAUCAAUUCUGGCGGACACUGGAAAAUAAGAUGCUUCAUACUACCCCAGAACAGACGAAGGCUCACUCACCCUCACAGCAAACCGCCUGCCCGCAGCAGACACCCACAGCCUUGGCAAAGGGCCCAAAAUGGCUGUGA